AUGGCCGUUAAAAACAACUUUAAAAAGACCGGCAAAGGUGUCCAAAAGAAUCAGAAGAAUUGCAAGAAAGCAAUAUCGCGAAGAGAUGUUAAAAAGACAAAGUUUAGAGUUGAGAAUUUGAAUAGAGAUACUGCUUCACUGUCUGAAAUAAUCAAACUCAAUGCAUCCACUGCUGUGAAGGGAAGUGCGCGCAAGGCUAAUACAUUGGAGAACAGAACCCUUCAAAAAGACUGGCAAAAGGACCAAAAGAUACGAGAGAAGUCGAAAGCUGAGAAGGAGGAAAUGGCCAAUAACUUGGAGAAACAGAUAGAAGAUAUAUCGGGAUUUUCGUUAUGA
Molecule: messenger RNA, 336 nt
Organism: Torulaspora delbrueckii
Lineage: Eukaryota; Fungi; Ascomycota; Saccharomycetes; Saccharomycetales; Saccharomycetaceae
Gene: ADF1
Product: Adf1p
Exons: 1
Coding region: 1-336 (111 amino acids)
Source: RefSeq, a predicted model, not a curated record